GUUGACUGCUGAUAGCGCAGAAAGGAUUGACUGUUCUCAGCGAUUUUUCAAUAUGAUCAUGGUCCAUGGAAUCCUCAUGACAAUUGGCUGGGGAGUUUUUCUCCAGUGGGGAGCCUUCGUUGCUAGAUAUGCCCGUCACAGAAAUCCAUUCUGGUUUUAUUUUCAUACAACAGUACAAAUAUCUGGACUGUGUUGCUCCAUAGCGGGAUUUGUAUUUGCAGUCUUCUCUGUGCAGUUUGACCAUUUUAGAUUCACACAUGGAAUCCUCGGUCUUAUUGUCAUGAUCCUAGGCAUUUUACAGCCAAUAAAUGCUGUACUUCGACCCCAUAAAACCGUUCUACUGGUAGACGAGUCAAGCGCGCGACUAAUCUGGCGGUGGAUUCACCACACCAAUGGCCGCUUGGCUCUGCUCCUAGCUCUGGUGAACAUCACCCUUGGGGUAUUCCUGGCUGUGGCAAACAUCGUCAUCUGGGCCCUGUGGAUCACCUACCUCUGUCUCCUAUUCAUCAUCUAUUUCAUCGUGGAAAUCCUCAAGCGCCACCAGGAUCGGCAACAGGCUAAGGAGUUGUUUGUCAAGGGCAAUAUGGAUGACCUUGACCAAACACGGGUGGGUCCUUCAAAUUAUCGUGUUAGUCCACCGAUGGUAGAAGUUUCUCGUCUGUGAUAUACAUGUAGGUGUGGUGUAGUAAUCAGGCUGGUUCUUGACCUUUAUUUUCAUACACCAACUCCCACCUUCUUUUAAUGGUGUCCCUGGUUGAAAACCAGACUGUAUUAUAUACUGUAUGCCAAAAAUACCGCCUGCCAAAUAUCGAAACCAUAAAAGUAACAGUAAAGCUUGAAGAAAUUAUUUUAGAACAUUGACCAGUUUGUGCAGAUGUGAGAGACAGCUAGAACACUUUAGUGUCACUGAAUGUGAUCACAGGUGCAUGCAUAGGUGUUGUAAUAUUGUUAUCUUACAAAUGUAAUGGAUAACUGAAUCCUAGUAGCAUUUAUAAUGUGCAUAAUAAUUUUUCAAACACUCAAAAAAAAGAAAAAAAAUAUGACCACCUACAUAUUACAUGUUGAGACUGUAGGAUUGUAAUGUUCAGAAUUUUCAUCUCAAGUUAUAUUUUGCUGGUUAAAUUUGUUGAAGAUUUUUGUCUCUAUUUUGCAUUUGGUACAUUACACAACAAGGUCUGUCUCUUUCAACACUUUCAAUUAUUUUUUUGUUUAUAUGUAUGUCCUGGUCAAGAGGAAACACAAAGUUUUUCGUGAAACAGAAAUUUUAAUUCCAGUUCAUAAUUUUACAGAUGCAACUUUGUUUUCCAGCUUAAUAUUGUGAGUAUUUCUUCAUCUUUGCGGUAAACAUAAAAUUUUGUGUUUUUUUUUUUUUUUUGUGUUGUACACUAACCACUGAAAAAUCAAUCUUGGUGUUAAUUAAUAAUACUGGUUGGCUGUUGAGUUUGUUGUACAUGUAUGUAAUAAUACUGACAAGCUCCACUGGCCACUCACCAAACGGACUUGUCCGGUUUUUCCUGUAUAUACAUAAUCAUUUUGACUACACACUGACAUUACUGUAUGUUCAAACCUCACCAAAGUCACUUUUACAUGUAUAUUGGAAUUGCAUUUAACUUGUUGAGGGUUGGGAUUGAUCUCUUACCUGCUCAGCUCAAUUAUACCACCAGAGAUAAAGCUGCCAUUAUAAUGUGUUCAGCAACCUAUGAAAUAUUUUGAAUAUGUUAAAUUAGUAUAUGUUUUUUGUUAACUAUAUAAGAAUUUAUAUUUAAACUUUUUUAGAAUUUAAACAAAAUAUUUUUUAUCAUUCUUGAAACCAAUGUGUGCAAUAUUGUAUUAUUAUUAUUGUACUUUAUACUCUCAUUUCAGUUUCUUCACACCCAAUAUUAUCCUCAAUAUUAAUGAACUCCAGAGAUAAGCAUCAGGAUAAUUGUAUCGGGUCCCUCGAUCCCAUGAUGUAAAUUCUUUCUGUGAAAUGCAUGAGUUUUCACAUGCUCAUCAAUAAUUACAUGCAAAUGUGGAUAAGUACACAUGUAGUUCUAUUUAUUAAUGCCUAUAAUUGGUGAAUUUGUAGAUACAUUUAUAUAUUUGGGAGAUCAUAAACUGUACACCCAUAUUCAUUUUUCUUGUUGAUUUGACGUUAUUGCAAAGGCAUUUUAAGUGGAGGAGGGGAGUGGGGAGGGAUAGGGCAGGGAGACCUGUGCCCCAAUUCUUUCAAAGGUUGGGGGCCAACAUAUGUUCUGGCCCUCCAACUUUUUGACCAAACCAUAUAAAAAAAAAUAACUUAGAGUGAAUGUUCAGUGCUUUCUGAACUAUUUUGAAUCAGAUGUUAAACAUUUCUUUAAAUUUUUGUAUCACAAAGAAUGUUAGGAUAUCAAGUUUACCUAGGUUUUUAUCAUAAUGUUGAAUGGGAAUUCCCUUUUGUGAGUUUGUGGAUGCCCCUAGCUCCCCAUUCAGAUCAGCUCCAUCUUAGCACACAAAUUUUCAAUAUUUUUGAAGUUAAAGGCUCUGUUUCUAUUUGCUUUAAUUGGUGGGAAAGGAGUUUAGAACCUGUCUCUGGACAUCUGGAAUCUCAGAACUUCCAGGGUGAGGAUGGGUCCUGGACCCUCGCCUAUAAUUGACUGAGAUAGUCUUUCAUCUUGCCUAUGUACAACCCCACCAUCUCUCCACGUUGCUGCUUCUGGGCCUGAUUAUAGUGGUCAUUGUACAAUUAACAUUGUUCAGUUUAUCCGCAUGCGCUAUUUGAGUAAAUAUUUUACAACUCACAUGGCAUGUAAAGUAUGAAAGCGAUCUGAUUAGGGAUUUUUGCCAAAAUGUGCAGUAUAUUUCAUCACAUACUUGUUGAUGGACAUUUGUUUUCUCUUAAAACAUGCGAAAAUGUUUGUAAGGUUAUAUUGAAUCCAAGAGCUUCCGGGGCCUUGGUGGCUCUGGACCUUCCCCUCAUUGGUCAAGAUAAUGUCCCCCCCAACCCCCAACCCCACUUCUCAUUUGCUUCCUACGCCCCUGUAUUGUAUGUGAAGUGUUGGUUGUUAUGGAUACUACAUGCUAAUGAUUCAUAUGAAUGUUAUCUUUGUGAUAGUUUUUAGCUGUUAAACAUUAACAUGCUGUACAAAAUAAGUUUGCUUAUAUUUUUUUACCCUUCUUGGGGGGUGACCUUUUUCUUUGUUGUAUUUUGUAUACAACCUUUUGGAUUGGCAGCUAUAUUAGUGCUAAUAUAUGGACAUUAAUAUAUUGUUGCAAAAGGACGAGUGCACAAUAUAGUUAUGUUUUUUUUGUAUG
This is a messenger RNA of Liolophura sinensis, 3273 nucleotides long. RefSeq lists its product as uncharacterized. The coding region runs from base 53 to 664 and encodes 203 amino acids. The transcript is spliced from 3 exons. NCBI's taxonomy places the organism in Eukaryota, Metazoa, Mollusca, Polyplacophora, Chitonida, Chitonidae. The record is from RefSeq and is a predicted model, not a curated record.